AUGGACUAUCCAUACCUGAACCAAACGUUUGACGCCACAAACUGUUCCUUGCCUGGCAUGGACACGACUUCGCUGCAAAAUUGUAGUAUACCUUGUUCUUACGGCGACACCACACCCUUCGGUCAGAUGGGGCAGGGGUACCGGUACAACACGGUGAGGAGCUUCCCGACCAACCCUGCCAUCACCACAGGCAGCUGCAGCAUGAUUCCCCGGCCCCGUGAACAUCCGCAACCGCCCGUAUUCCCGUCUGGUUUCCCCAGUCCAGCCUCCGUCCAUGCCCAUCUGACGUCAAAAGGUUUAUCCUACAAAAUGUAUCAACACAACCACGAUGCUUCCAUGAAUCCAGAGAAGCGAAAACAAAGGCGGAUACGAACUACUUUCACAAGCGCGCAGCUGAAAGAACUGGAAAAGGCAUUUGCUGAGACACACUAUCCAGAUAUUUAUACACGAGAAGAAAUAGCUAUGAAGAUUGAUUUGACGGAAGCUCGUGUACAGGUGUGGUUUCAAAAUCGGAGAGCCAAAUUCCGGAAAAUGGAGAGGAUGAAGCAACAACAACAAGGGGGAAACCAACCAGGCAAAACCAACAGAAUAAUAACCAACAGAACCAGAACUCACAACAAAACCAACAAAACUCUCAACAGAAUACAGCCAACAAGCAGGAUCUGGCCAACAAUAAUGCCAAAGAAAAGCCGAAGCACGAAGACAAUACUGUUAAGGUGAACGACGUAACGCCGAAGUGGUCGAGUGGUUGCCAUCAGGGGAAGCUUCAGCCGAACAUGGGCGGGAACGCAUCACUAUCCGGGCCGUACUCCAACGUCCUUACUUCAACCAAUGCUGAGUAUACCGCGGGC
Liolophura sinensis is the source of this 851-nucleotide messenger RNA. RefSeq names its product paired mesoderm homeobox protein 2B-like. The transcript is spliced from 5 exons. Lineage: Eukaryota; Metazoa; Mollusca; Polyplacophora; Chitonida; Chitonidae. Gene Ontology annotation, biological process: regulation of transcription by RNA polymerase II. Bases 1 to 720 code for a protein of 239 amino acids. Gene Ontology annotation, molecular function: RNA polymerase II transcription regulatory region sequence-specific DNA binding; DNA-binding transcription factor activity, RNA polymerase II-specific. The record is from RefSeq and is a predicted model, not a curated record.